Messenger RNA from Uloborus diversus, 4949 nucleotides. RefSeq names its product ral GTPase-activating protein subunit beta-like. Bases 176 to 4735 code for a protein of 1519 amino acids. Lineage: Eukaryota; Metazoa; Arthropoda; Arachnida; Araneae; Uloboridae. Gene Ontology annotation, biological process: regulation of small GTPase mediated signal transduction; activation of GTPase activity. Gene Ontology annotation, molecular function: GTPase activator activity. The record is from RefSeq and is a predicted model, not a curated record. The transcript is spliced from 29 exons.
AAGUGUCAAAACAUGGAUAAAUGGAGGUGUGUGUGCUGUUUACCUUGAUUUUAUAUCGCACUACAUGUUAUAAAAUAUCUUCUUAGAAAAGUACUUUUGUUUUCAAAGUACAUUGGAGGAUGCGUUCUAAUGUAAGAGUUUGAAGUCUGCUUUUAAAGUGCUCUGAACCUGAAAUAUGUAUUCAGAAUGGAUAUCUGUGCCAGCAACUAGAAAUGCAGAAGAGAAAAGAUGGAGUGUUUUGCACACUUUUCCAUCUAAUUCUGGUCGAGAUGUUGUCAUUGCAGUUAUCAAACCUUUAGCAAGCAAUUUAGGUAUUAGCACCCCUUCAUGUGACCCCAGUAUUCUCACUUCAGAUAGAGAAGUACAAUGGUGUAUGGAGGUGAUUUGUUUUGGACUUGGACUUCCUUUGUCUGAACAUGAAGCAAUACGCGAUUGUGUUAAUGUAUAUUGUGAAUGGAUGCUUGCUUUGACAAAACCUAAAGUAUGUGUUCCAAAAAGCAUAUGUGAAGAUCCAAACACAUAUACCAGAAAAAUGCUUAAUCAUUUGUACAAUUUAUUUCUUCCAAGACCAGACAACAGUGCUGACAUCAUUAAUCGUCAGGCAUUGUAUUGUCACAGGGUGUUGAGGACUAUUGAAACAGUUGCUCAGGAAUCAGCAGUUAUUGACAGAGAGACAUGGGAUGCAUUACUUCUUUUUCUCUUGGCUAUAAAUGAUACCUUGCUUGCACCACCAUCUGUUCCAGAUGAUAUUGGAAGUCAUCUGUGUGAAAGAAUCCUCGGAGUGCUUUUGGAAGUGUGGCUUCUGGCUUGUCAUAGAUCUUUUCCAUCUCCAUCUUUGUGGAAGACGUUUCGUGAGCUUGCAUGUAGUUGGAGACACCGGAUUGCUCUUGUUGAUCAGUGGAAUCGAGUGAAUUUAGCUUUAACAUCUAGAGUGCUACAAUUUAUGUAUGGUUCUAACUUCCCUAACAUUAAACUAUCUGAUGAUGAUGCCCAUUUGGUUCCCAGUGAAAUGUCCAACGAAUGCAUAGCUCAAGCUUGGUUUCGCUUUCUGCAUACGCUUGGAAAUCCCGUUGACCUCUGCCGGCCAGAGGUCAUCAGCCAGACUCCAAAGUUUUAUCACUUUGCUCUAAGCAGUGAGAUGGUUGUUGAUCCCUGUCAGCAUCCCUGCCUAGCAGUUUUGCCUCAAAUAUUUUACAAGGCUAUGAAAGGCAUCUCGAACUUAGUAGAUGUGUUUUUAGGUAUUGCUCAGCUCGAACAAGAAGAUACUUUCCACAUUCCAAGAACUUACUCACAUACUACUCCAUCUUCUCAAUCUUCUACACCUCCACAUAACCGUAGAGGAGAUAGAUUCUCUAAGAACACCCAGAAGGAAUCUGCAGUAAAAAGCACACAGAAGACAAGCCUGAUAUCUGGAUUAACAGCCGCAAAGACUAGUUCAAAUCCUGCUAGCCAUGCUCAUCAACCACAACAGCAAAUGUUUAAUCAGCAAACUCCACAACAGUCUCCUAUCUCAACACCUACAAUGUCCUCAGCUCCCCCUUUUCGACUCCCACUUUCUCCGUCCCGUCCAAAGUGUAAUUCUGUACUACAUCUUUUUGGAACCUGGUUGUUUGAAGCUGCUUUGGUUGGAUCUGACAUGACAUCCUUUACUUCCAGCUCAGAACAAAGUGAAACUAAUUUAAGGAGGCCUAGUUCCCUUGUGCUGGACAGCAGACAAGGCUCAGCUCCUAUGUUGGAAUCUUUUGAAAUCCCGUCCAAUUUGACUCUUGAAAAUUUUGAAGCCGGACAAGCUGAAGCCGUCGGGUCAUUGUGCCGAAUAUUUUGUGCAAAACGAACUGGAGAAGAAAUUUUGCCUGUUUAUCUUGCUAGAUUCUAUUUGGCAUUGCAGUAUGGCUUGUCUGGCGGUCCAGCUAGGGGACACAUGUUGGCUAGUAUUCUUAUGAACUCAAGUGAUCUUUUAAGGAAAGACUUGGAUGGUGUUAUGGUUUUGGUUCCUCAGUUUUUGCUGGCUUUAGAAUUGGUUCUUCCUGGUGAAGCGAAAAUGAAGCCAAGCCCUUUUGUUGCUCAUGUUGAACUUCGAAAUUCAGCAAUACACUUGCUUUUGUCCAUGCUCCCUCUGCCUUUGCACUUCUUCAACCUGCCAAUAAAAACAAUAUCUGCUGUUGAGAAAGCUCCACUCACUUUUCAAUCAUUGCGUAUAAGACUGGUGAAUAUCCUGAUCAAUGCAUUGCAAGUUGAAUCUGAAUCAACAAACACUCAUAUGUUGCUUGGAGGGUUAUUGUUUUAUAUUCAAGAUUCAGCUGCUAGUGAAGAAGUGGAGCAAAUAACACAACCAUCUCUUAAUGAUAAUGCUAGCGUUGAAUCUGUUAGCCUUCAGUCGUCUGAACUACAGGUAGAAGUAACAGAAAACUGUGAUUCCCUAACCUCAUCCGAGUGUAGCAGCUUGGGCCCCGACCUUGACAAUCUCCUUCGGACAGAUUUCCCUCUACUAGUGGAUGAUUCAACCCACGCAUUGUUUUUAAGAGCCACAUACCUCAUUUGUCAUCGCUUGAUAUCUUCUUGGAAGACAGAUCUGAAUGUGUCUUUAGCAGCCCUUGAAGUAUUAUCUGGAUUAGCUCGUAUCCAUCUGCCACAAGCAGAUUCUUUGGAAGGAAAACGAGCAGUUAAGUGGAUCUGUGACUACAUAGUAUUUCAGUGUUCUAGACCACCCCCUGCACAUUCAAAGGACCUUCAUUCGACCAUUGUAGCUGCUUACCAUUGUGUCACUACGUGGCUGAUGGAGCAUCCUGAUUUGCUGAAUGAUAAAGACACUGUGCAUAUUGUGCUUGAAGUUGUUGAACUUGGCAUAUCAGGGUCCAAAUCGCAACCCAAGAAAAGUGAUCCACCCAAACUAAAGGGGGAUAAAGAAUUGAAACCAGCAUCACUAAGAGUAAAAGAUGCAGCUGAAGCUGUGUUAGCUUGUAUGCUGGAUCAUGUUGGAUGCUUUCCUCCUCCCUGUGGACCACAGAACUUAUCAUCCCUUUUGGAUGAAAAAACUUUGAUUCAACAAUGUAAUAAUCUGAAUGAUGACCAGCUGACAAAAGAAGAAAUUGUCAAGCAUUUCAGAUAUUUUGCUUUAGACAAUUCAAUAAUUUUGGGAAUCUUAGAACAACACUUGGGGAACGAACAAGAUCCACAGCCUACCUUGACUGCUCUUGUAAGAGCACCAUUUGGACGGCAUGCUUGGUGUGCACAACUUCGUCAUUUGCCACAUCAUAAGUCUGGCAGCAAAUAUUUUUCAGUUAACCCUGGUAGACCUUUGCCCAUGAAUGAUGUUGGAACAACAUACAACAUCAAACAGCGGUACCUUCAAGAUGCUGUCGAUAAAAUUCCAAUGUGUCAGGUCGAUAAAAGCAUACCAUCUCUGGAAGAAAUUUCUCGUGUAAGUCCCGAGGAGUGUGAAAAACUGGCAAAGCUCAUAGAGAAUCAAAUUAAUUUCGAAAGUUCUGUAAAACUGCAAGUAGAGUCUCAGUACAUUGAAUAUCCAAAUCCUGAAACGGAAUGCAAAGCCCCUAGUUUAUGUGAGGAAUUUCAAACGUCCCGUCUUUUCUUGUCUCAUCUUGGGUUCCUCAAUACAGAUGCUCUAAAAGAGACUCUCACACAACCAAUACCAUCUGUAGUUUCCUUAGAGCAAACUGCUGAAAACUUUUUGGCUAAGUUGGAAGAUAUCGAUAAUACACCUAGUAGAACUGUAGACACAGUUUUCAUAUUUUAUGUUCGAAGUGGACAAACAUCAGUAGAAUCAUUUCUACAAAAUGUGGGUUCUCCAGAUGUCCAUCCUCAUUUUUCAGAAUUUUUGAGAUCUUUGGGUUGGCCUGUAGAUGUUAAAAGACAUGCUGGCUGGACUGGACACAUUUCUACCGCUUGGAAAAUUCUCCCUGACGACGAUUUAGAACUAAUUCCUGAAGAAGAAACUGUAGGUAUUUACAAUGGCAAACAUAAGGUACUGUACUGGUCUGAUGUGUCUUCCGAGUUGGCCUUUGUUGUCCCCAACACUGCUAAUCAAGAAAAGGCUGUGAGAAAAGACACUAAAGUUAUAGAUGCUGUGGAAGUAACAUUAAGAAAUAAGGAAAAUAAGGAUUUUACAAAGGAGAUAGAUAGGAGAACAAUGCCCUCCAAUUCCAUUUCAGAAACAACUAUUCCAAGAGCUAUGUCAUUGAAUUUGGACUCCAGUGACGAUUUGCUGCCUGGCCAAGGUAGAAGUUCAGGCCGAAAAUUUGGAAGACAACACAGUUGUGCUAUUGCUUGUGACAUGAAAGUAGUUGUAGUAUGGUUGGAAAAUUUGGAUGAUCAUAUUUCUUUCCCUUUAGUGGAUAUAUUGCCUCUACUAAGUACAGGAUUAGAACCUCCAAAUUUUAUUCAGCGUACUUCAGAGAAAGACUUGUUCGUCAUAUUUGUACAUCCAUUACAAAGUGGCUUAUUUCAAAUAAAAUUGCAAGGCCCAGCUGGCAAGAUGUCAAUAGCAUUGCCAUUAGUUGAUGGCAUGGUUGUGAGCCGCAGAACAUUAGGAACUUUGGUGAGGCAAACAGCUUUGAACAUGCUCAGAAGAAAGAGGUUGGAUGCAGACAGCUGCCAGCCUCCACAUGUGAGAAGAAAGUUAAAGAUUCAGGAAGUAAUCAAUCGUUACCACAAGAAGUUAUCAGAGUCUGAAUUUAUUUCAUCUUUAUUCCAACCCUCUUCUUUGAGCAAAAUUUAAUAAGUCAUUUUAAUGGAUGGAUUUACACAAAAAUUGGAUAAUUUGCAUUCCAGAACUUUCAAAUUGAAGAGAUCAUGUAAUUUACAAAUUCUUAAAAUUUUUGCCAUGUAAAGGUGAAUAGUUUGUAAUCAUAACAAAUUUAUGUAAAGUAUUUAUUGUUUGUUAUAUUUGUUGUAUCAUUUAUUGAUAUGAUAAAAUUAGCUAUAAGUUUUAA